AUGUCAGCUUACAACUGCUCUUUUGAUCUUAUUAAUGAAAAAGGAGAGUGGCUUUGUCCUCCCGGAGGAAAGUGUGACAAUGUGACCUCAGGCAUGAACGGCAGCCACAUUGAACUGGAUGAUGCUUGUCUGACAGAGGAAGUGUACCUGGAGAAGUAUCUGGGUCCUCGUCGAUCAUCUGUGUUCCUCCCCGUCUGCCUCGUCUAUCUGGCCAUCUUCUUGGUCGGCGUCGUGGGGAACGUGCUGACGUGCACCGUCAUCGCGCGCAACAAGGUCAUGUGGACGCCGACAAACUACUACUUGUUCAGCUUGGCGGUGUCGGACCUGCUGGUGCUAUUGCUCGGCAUGCCGUUGGAGCUGUACGAGCUGUGGCAAAACUACCCGUUUCUCCUGGGGAAGGGAGGCUGCUACUUCAAAACCUUCUUGUUCGAGACCGUCUGCUUGGCGUCCAUCCUCAACGUGACGGCGCUCAGCGUCGAACGCUACAUUGCCGUAGUGCACCCGCUUCGAGCAAAGUACGUUGUGACGCGCACCCACGCCAAGCGGGUCAUCCUCACGGUGUGGGGUGUGUCGGUGCUGUGUGCUGUGCCCAACACCAGUCUGCAUGGGAUCUACAUCCUUCACAGUCACUCCACUGGCCCUGCUGGAGACGUACACGUUGAGAUUCCCAACUCGGCCAUCUGCACGCUGGUGAAGCCGCGCUGGAUGUACAACCUGACCAUACAGGUGACCACCUUGCUCUUUUUCAUUCUGCCCAUGCUCACAAUCACCGUCCUCUACCUGCUCAUCGGCCUUCAGCUGAAGCGAGAAAAGCUGCGCCAGGCACUGGAGGCGAAGUCGGACUUUGGAAAGGACAGCUUCUGUAACAUCCGGACGCAGCAGCAGAAGGCACGUCGCCGGCAGGUCACCAAAAUGUUGUUUGUUCUAGUCGUGGUUUUUGGAAUCUGCUGGGCGCCGUUUCACACCGACCGCCUCAUGUGGAGUUUCAUCAGCGACUGGACCGACAAUCACCUGGAAAUCUUCGAGUACGUGCACAUCAUCUCCGGGGUGUUUUUCUAUCUCAGCUCAGCGGUGAACCCGAUCCUGUACAACCUCAUGUCCACGCGCUUUCGAGAAAUGUUCAAGGAAGUGAUGUGCCACCGGCCGCAUCACAUCACUCCCAGAAAACACUCGCUCAGUGUCACCCGGGUGACACUUCGCAGCACCCUGAGUGAUGCGCCGCUCAGCAACGGAGCGGCUGUUGUCGAAGCCGAGGUAGAAGAUGGAGAGGUGAGGGUGAAAGAUGAGACCAGUUUUACAUGUUAA
Stegastes partitus (bicolor damselfish) is the source of this 1305-nucleotide messenger RNA. It is a transcript of the gene nmur1a, whose product is annotated as neuromedin U receptor 1a. Gene Ontology annotation, cellular component: plasma membrane. Gene Ontology annotation, biological process: neuropeptide signaling pathway. The record is from RefSeq and is a predicted model, not a curated record. The coding region runs from base 1 to 1305 and encodes 434 amino acids. Gene Ontology annotation, molecular function: neuromedin U receptor activity. The transcript has 2 exons. Lineage: Eukaryota; Metazoa; Chordata; Actinopteri; Pomacentridae.